Phaedon cochleariae (mustard beetle) is the source of this 2080-nucleotide messenger RNA. The record is from the annotation of a GenBank genome assembly. NCBI's taxonomy places the organism in Eukaryota, Metazoa, Arthropoda, Insecta, Coleoptera, Chrysomelidae.
UAGUGAUUCUCCAUUCGUAUCAAAUCGAAGAUUUUUAUAAGUACUAAACUCUGAUAUACGGAGAUAUAUAUAUGUAUAAUUAUGUCGAAGAGCUUGUUGGACAUUACUGAACAUGAUUCACAAGCAUCCGAACUGGACCAGUUAGCUUUUCCAACGUCAUCAACCACAACGAACGAACAUGAAAUGACGAAAUUUCUACCAGAAAAACCAGCGGUUUUACUGAAGACGAGGAAAGCAAAACAGUCGAAAGCUACACCGAAACAAAGGUUUCUGGCGAGGCAGAAAUAUUUCACUGCUGGGUCGAAAAUCGAUAAGAAAAAUGCGAGGUGUUUGGAUGAAGAUCCUUCACCAUACAGUUAUCCGAAAGAUUUGGACGAACUUGCUCAAAGAAUUAUGACGAAAGCCUGGAGGGAUGACGUUAGACGGAAAGAAUUGAAAGUGAACUGUUUCAAUAAAACGAGCUAUCAGGGAAGAAGAAAAGCAGACUUAUUGAAUAGAUUGUACGUUGAAGAACCUAAAGUUGAGUCUAUGAAAACUGUUCUCGAUAUUGAUCCCCAAUACUUCAAAGUUAUAGAAGGUCGACCGAUUCCUGACAGUCACAGCAUCCGAGAUUACAUCGAGAUAAACAAAGAAUGCCUCAGAACCAGGAUCAUAAACGGAUAUCGAGAGGACGACAUACGGUUGAUCGAGGAAAAUCUCGUACACGAGCAGAAAUUGAUAGACAGUAUUCAAGUGAACUAUCAAAAAUACGUGAAUAUUUUCGAAGAAUUCCUAUACCGAGAUCACUCGUCUGCAAUGAAGUUACUGAAGUUGUCUCAAGAGGCUGCUGAUAACGCCGAUGAAAAAUAUUGGGAAUUGAAGGCAUGUUCCAAGAAAUAUGAUGCAGCAAAAUCUUCAUUGUACCAGUCCGAGCAAAAAUGGAGGAAUUGCAAGUUAUACCAGAGAUUCCUCCACAACGUCAGCCCUGUUUCCUGGAGGUCCACGAGUGGAUGUAAUAUGAAAAGUAAAAGCAUCAGCAUCUACGUACAGAAGCCUGACCAGGCUGACGAAUCGGACAUCUUUGGAAAAUUCAGGCAAUCUAUCCAAGAAAAAGCGCCAUCUCUUAGUGACAUUCUCGAAGCUUUUCGCGAAGAAGUCAAGAACGACACUCCGCCAGAAAUUUACUUCACCGAACCAGAAGAACUCAUGGAGGUGUUUCAGUACAUGCAAAUACAGAAUUUGAACUCAUUGAUGCACACCGAGGAAAUGGCAAUUCCUUUGGCCAACAUCAAAGACGCUAUUAAGGAUGCAGAGAAGUUAUUCGAUGUAGAAAUAAAAUCUCUUCAGGCAGAAAUAGAUUUUCUGGAAGGCGGCAUACGCUGGGAAGAAGAGCGUGCGGAAUACAUGGAAGAACAAGGAAAAAACUUAAUCAAUAAGGACUUCAGGACUCUGAUUACGGACCAUGAGGUACUGAACUUGCACGUAUUUGUAGAAGACGUUUAUGAGACUAGAGUAGGCCCAAAUGAUGCUGACCUGACUAUGUUAGAGAUGAUGAAGGGCAUUGAAGAGAAGUACAGGAAUGAACUGUUGAGUUUCGAUAAGUUGCCAAGUGACCAAAUAACGAUGUUAGAAGGUAGCUGCUAUCAGGAACAGAUGACAGUGAUGCAAUUGGCCGAGAUGGCAGCAAGAGAGUAUGCGAAUUUGGAGAAACUGAAUUACAGAUUGACCAAAGCGUUUGAACCGCCUUUCAAGAAGGCCCCCAGUAAAGAACCGAAGAAAAGAUCACCCCCCGUCGAACCGCCAGAAGUCGUCCUGCCACCUCCUCGCAGCCUCACGGAAGCGGAAGAGGAGUUCCUGGAGUACUUCACGGAUUUCUGCAAGUACACCGACGACCCCACGAAGUACGGCAUCGAUACCAGGGCUAGAGCUGUCGGCGGGAUGAUGAGAUUGGACUUCGAGGAGCGGACCUCGACCAAGCGGAGCAGAUACGUGUCCAGGGUCAAGGGGGUGGAUGCCCUGGAAAAUUUAGUCAGGGCCAAGACGUGAAAAGUGAAAUUUUAUCAUAAACCUAUACACCUAUAUUUACAAUUAGUUCUUAAUG